UCCAGGAAGCUGCUGGUGCUUGAGGAAGUAGGCAGGGAGGCUCACCUGUGAUGCCUAGAAAGGGGCAUCACGCAUCAUCUGCUUCAGAGGGGCCUCGGCCCUCCACCUCCCCAGCCUGCUCCCUUGCGUGCACUGUGGAGGAGUUUUUGAGCAGACUGCGUUUAUAGACAUCUCAGUGGCCACCCUGCCAGACCCUGUCUGCUCUGCAGACACCGCAGUCCCCGUACGGGACUCUGCUCCAGCAGCUGUGUCUGGGUUGCUGCGCAGGAUGCCAGCAUUUCAGCAGCCGUGUCCGUGAGGACAGUCGGUGAUCCUCUCGCCCCUGCCUGUGUGCCCCUCUUCACGGCAGGCUGCAAACUUUGCUGCUUCAUCAUCGGCUUAUCCAUCUGAAGCGCUCGCCUUGGCUGGGAACGGCUCCCUGACUUGUCGGCAGGGCUACAGGUCCUCUGCUCCUAAGAGAGAGCGGUCUCACAGCAAUCAGAACAGUGACAAUAGAGCAGCAUCUGGAGCUGAAUGGAUGCCUUAAUAGUCUGGUGAUGCAGCUAGCAUCGCGGCCGAGGAGGCUAAGGAAGAAGGCUUAUAAUUGCUGUGGGUAAAUCCCUGAGCCUCCGGAAUCAGCGGCCCGGAGCAGCAGCCCUGAGAAGCUUAGAAUCCCACCAGGAGAGAAUUGACCGCAUUUCAGAAAGAACACGGAGGACAGCCCCAUGUGACCUGAAGAUGGAGUAGUAACCAAGGCAUGCCCCGUGAUUCUGAGCACCUUUCCCGGAGGACUCCAGUCCUAGCCAGAGGCUGCACGUGGAGCUGAUCCCCUGCUUUCCUGAGAACCCCUUUCUCUACUGAUUCAUGAGCCAGCAGGAUGCGGUCGCUGCGCUUUCAGAACGCCUGCUCAUAGCUGCAUACAAAGGCCAAGCGGAGAAUGUGGUUCAGCUCAUCAACAAGGGUGCCAAGGUAGCGGUUACCAAGCAUGGCCGGACCCCCUUGCACCUUGCUGCCAAUAAGGGCCAUCUCUCUGUGGUCCAGAUUCUGCUGAAGGCUGGCUGUGACCUCGACCUGCAGGAUGAUGGGGACCAGACAGCCUUGCACCGGGCCGCUGUGGUGGGAAACGUUGAGAUCAUCACAACGCUUAUCCGGGAGGGAUGUGCCCUGGACAGACAGGACAAGGAUGGAAACACAGCCCUCCAUGAAACCGCCUGGCAUGGGUUCAGCCAGUCAGCCAAGCUGCUUGUUAAAGCGGGAGCCAACGUGCUUGCCAGGAACAAGGCAGGGAACACGGCUCUGCACCUGGCCUGCCAGAACAGCCGUUCCCAGAGCACACGCGUCCUCCUGCUGGGCGGCUCCCGGGCUGACCUCAAAAAUAACGCAGGAGACACCUGUUUGCACGUGGCUGCGCGGUACAAUCACUUGUCCAUCGUUAAACUCCUUCUCAGUGCUUUCUGCUCUGUUCAUGAGAAGAACCAGGCUGGAGACACAGCCCUCCAUGUGGCUGCUGCCCUAAAUCACAAGAAGGUGGUUAAAAUCCUGCUGGAAGCUGGCGCUGACACGACCAUUGUAAACAAUGCAGGCCAGACCCCGCUGGAGACUGCCCGCCACCACAAUAAUCCUGAAGUUGCUCUGUUGCUCACCAAGGCUCCCCAGAUCUUGCGCUUUAGUCGUGGGCGAAGCCUGAGGAAAAGGAGAGAGAGGCUCAAGGAAGAGAGGAGGGCCCAGUCUGUGCCCCGAGAUGAGGUGGCACAGAGCAAGGGAAGUGUCUCAGCAGGAGACACCCCCAGCAGUGAGCAAGCUGUCCCCCAAAAAGAGGAAGCUAAAAGAGAUUGCCCAUCUGCUUCCCAGGAGCCCAGAAAGGAGGAAAGGAGGAGAAAGUCAAGGCCGGAGGUGUCAGCACUAUCUGACCCCACCCCAGCAGCAGACCAACAGCCUGGACACCAAAGGAACCUGCACAGUCAUCACCACCCCAAAAAGAAGAGCAGACAUCGAUGCUGGUCCCCACCUCCGCCCCAUGGAUUCAGAGCGUACCAGCUCUACACACUGUACCGGGGCGCAGAUGGAAAGGUCAUGCAGGCUCCGAUAAAGGGUUGUCGCUGUGAACCUCUCAUCAACAAGCUGGAGAACCAGCUGGAGGCGGCUGUGGAGGAGCUCAAAGCCGAGCUGGGAUCGGUGCAGGAUAAAGUGAACGCAAAGCUGGGACAGAUGGAGAGCAAGACCCAGCACCAAAUGUGUGUUUUGGACAAACUGAUGGUGGAGCGACUGUCGGCAGAGAGAACAGAAUGCCUGAAUCGCCUGCAGCAGCACACAACUGCUGAGAAGCAGGAGGGGGAGAAGCGGCAGAUGUCCUUGGUGGACGAAUUAAAAGCCUGGUGCAUGUUGAAGAUCCAGAAUCUGGAGCUGAAGCUGUCUGGAGAGUCUCGAACCUGUAGAGCUAAAUCCACACCAUCUCCUAGUGACUCCUCUGCAGAUCAACCAGUGGUAGCUGCAGGGCCAUUGGCAGCUUCCAACAGCUCCUCUCAGGUUGUGAGGCCCAAGGAGAAGGCACACAGUGCCACUGCUGCCCAGAGACAGCAGCAGGAACUGCUUCCCUCUGACGGCACAUGCUCCCGGUUGAGGAAGGUCAAGGCCCCGGCAGCCCCCUGCCCCUUGAAUGGGGCUCCCAAGUGUGAUCAGCAGACUGGGUCCUGUGUCAACAGAGGCACUCAAACCAAGAAGUCUGGCAGAAGUGGGCAGACCAAGCAUCGAGGCCAGCAGCCCACGGCCAGCAGUCCCUGUGGGCAGCAGUCCUCAGCAGCGGGCGGUGAUGUCCGAGAUGCCUCGCAAGCCCUGGAGCUAACCCAGUACUUUUUUGAGGCCGUUUCUACCCAGAUGGAAAAAUGGUAUGAACGGAAAAUAGAAGAAGCACGAAACCAAGCCAGUCAGAAAGCCCAACAAGACGAGGCCACCCUGAAGGAGCACAUCAGAAGCCUGGAAGAGGAGCUUGCCAAGCUGCGGACAAAGGUGCAGAAGUAAAACCCAGACCCUGAGGGGGAAGCAACGGGACUUCUGGCUUGGUAACAGGGAAGUAACUGUGUCCCGGGAGCGAGGGAUUGUGAACAAGGUGGAAUUGCCCCUUGGAGUCACCAAUCCGCUGUGGACACCUGCUUCUGUGCUCUCAAGUUACACCCAAGCCUGGGAAGCUUGAGGAGUUGCAGGUCUCACUCCUAAUUCUAAACCUUAGGCCAGGUUUAUAAAAGCAAACCACCCCAAGAAGAGAAGGUGUGUGCCUAAGUCUGAUUCAGUGACAUGGAAUGUGUUAGGGGCAAAGAUUACUCUCUGGGAACUCUACAAGUAGUCAUUAGUAUCCACGUCAACACACCUGCUGUGCCUAGCCGGUCCCAGCAGCCGGGACUCAGAUGCAGGAAGCUUCUUUCUCCCCUGUAAUUCUCAAAAUGCUCAUCUCUUAACUGGGUAAAAAUCUUUCAGAUUUUGAGGGGAAAUACAUUUUAAUGAUCUCAGUGUCCAGUAUGUCUUAAAAUAAUUUUAAAGGUCGUGUAAAUAAGGAGUAAUUGCUGACUAAAAAUGUUUGUCAGAUGAGAAAAGUUUAAACCAUUGGUCAGAUACUGUGUUUUUAGUCAAAAUAAUUGCGACUGUUAGGAAAACAUUCAUGAAACAACUCCAGCCAGUUACUUAGACUUCCUUUCUGAAUACAAGACUUUUGUUCUGUAUUUUGUAAACAAAGCAAUUUCACGGAAGUUUAAUUUCUAAUUGACUUCUCUCACUGAAGAAGAUCAAGGUAAAAAAUUGACUAACUCGACUUCAGAAGGCUUUUCUUGUUUACUGAAUGAAAUGUACCAGAGACUGAGGAGGUGAAGAUAUCUCGGUCGAGACCUUGGAUUUCUCUUGUAAUCUUUUGGAUCAUGGAUUAUAUCCUUCUCCACAUGCUCUACAUAUGCACAGAAAAUUCAGUUGUUUCUUUAAGCCUAAAAUCUAAAAACUACUGACCAUGAAUCGUGACUAAAAUGCUGUUUAUUGAGCCAAAGAGAAGUGAUAUUUCAGGAAUUGUGUAGUUAGCCCUUUGUCAAGCCAAGUUUUUGUUUUUCCUUCUAGUGACAAUCCAUGAAUACAGACAUUCCUGUAAACGUGACAGGGAUUGAGUACAGAGUCCAGUGAGUCCCAGUUCAUGUGAUGGACCUGUCUCUAUCCUCUGUGUCUUGGGAGGUGCAACCCUUUUCCCAACAAGAUGUCACUCACUCCUGAAGGGUCAUUCCUUAUUAUACACCAAACUAUUAGGAACUGCCUAAUACUAAAGAGAUGAAACCCUGAGCUCAGAGAGUUAUGCUCCAAGCAGGAGUUAUUUUCACUAUUAGACUACUUCUUACCUCAAGACAUCCCUGUUGAGAACUGCAAACAACUGUAAUUGGUCUCUACCAGAGUAUCUUGGUGGCUGUACUUUGAUGAUAUACCUCCUACCCGUCAGAAGCAGGCAGCUUAUCACUGUGAACUGGAUAUUUUGUCAAGUCAUUAAGCAUAGAGACCAGGCUACUGAAUAAGGGCAGUCAGCCCCUUACCACAGUGGUGGGUGUUUGUUGUUGGUUGACUCUGUACCCCUAGACUGGCUUUGAACUCAUGAUCUUCCUGUGGCGGCCUCCUGAGGUCUGGGGUUAAAGGAGUGAGCCCCAUAGCCAAUCAUGUUCUGUCUGUAGCACCAGGGUUAGGUCUGUCGCCAUUGUUUCUUAGCUUUGUGCAGCAUUGUCCCCUGUGCCAUGUGCUACAAGAAGCAAGUACCCCAGCCGUACCUUGACAAAUCACUGUUUAUACCAUGUAUUCUCAUGUAGCUCAUGCUUCAAACAGAGGCCUAAAGUGUCAACAGCUGUGGAAAAAGUCAUAAAACAGUAAAGUUGUACAUUACUCAUGUCUUUUUUAAAAAACGAGUUAGCACAUCCAGUAUAUUGUACACUAAAUAUCUGUGAUAGAUGUGUUAGCCCUCGCAUUGUUUUUGACUUGGGGAGUCCAAAACAGGCUUUUCACAUGUCUUCUUUAAAAUUUUAUUUUUGGUGAAAGGCAUGUUGUCUAAUGUUUUUCUCACCUUGAACUUGUGUUUCCUGCAAGCAUUAAACAUUGUUUUCAGUUCUGUUGGUUCUCUA
Molecule: messenger RNA, 5111 nt
Organism: Microtus ochrogaster (prairie vole)
Lineage: Eukaryota; Metazoa; Chordata; Mammalia; Rodentia; Cricetidae
Gene: Ankrd6
Product: ankyrin repeat domain 6
Molecular function (GO): protein binding
Source: RefSeq, a predicted model, not a curated record